Messenger RNA from Bufo bufo (common toad), 2074 nucleotides. RefSeq names its product protein ALP1-like. Bases 135 to 1481 code for a protein of 448 amino acids. The transcript has 5 exons. Lineage: Eukaryota; Metazoa; Chordata; Amphibia; Anura; Bufonidae. The record is from RefSeq and is a predicted model, not a curated record.
UAAAAGGGAGGGGCGUUUCCAAACAAUCCAUCUGUGGGCGGGGCUUUCUACUUAACGUGGGCGGAGCCGAACCGCCUCAAAACAUCAGCCACACUAGGGAUACCAAGCUGUGUGCGCCUGGCAGUACAGUCAGAAUGGAAGACGGCGUGAAUACAGUCAGAGUGGAAGACAAUGUGAAUAUCGUCAGAAUGGAAGAAAAUGGGAAUAUCGUCAGAGUGGAAGACAACGUGAACAUAGUCCGAAUAGAAGAUAAUGGGAACACGUCUCUGCCUCCAGUAAGGCUUCCGUCAGCACAUAUGGCACUUCUAGUACUGCUGGCGAGAAGACGAAAACUGAGGAGACAAGAGGCAGCCAGGCAAAAGCGACUGUGGAUUCAUCCAGUAAUCAGAAUGAAGCAAGAGAAGGGUACUUUUGCGAUGCUAUAUGCAGAUCUUCGCAGGUGCCCUGAGAAAUUUCAAGAGUUCAUCCAAAUGUCCACAUCUGCAUUUGAUGGGUUGCUUGAUCUUUUGAGACCCCUGCUUACCAUGCAGCAAACUUUGCUGAGAAGGUGCAUCAGUCCUGAGCAGCGGCUGCUUAUCACUUUGCGGUUUCUGUCGACUGGGGAGACCUAUUCUUCACUCCAUCAGCUGUUCCAUGUGGGAAAAUCUACCAUCUCGGGGAUCAUCAGGACCACUUGUGAUCUGAUCUUUCAGAAUUUGCGGCUUUCUGUGAUGCCUGCUCCUACCGAAGAGACAUGGCUGCAGGUUGCAGAAGGUUUUGAAAGUGCAGCCUCUUUUCCCAACUGCAUAGGUGCAGUUGAUGGAAAACAUUUACGGGUGCACCAACCACCACACUCUGGAUCCAAAAGCUUCAAUAAUAAGAAGUUUUUUUCGGUGGUUUUGAUGGGGGUGGUAGAUACAAAGUAUAAAUUUCUUGCGAUAGAUGUCGGUGCCUAUGAUGGCUCUGGAGAUGCCAGAGUAAUGGAGGCAUCACAGAUUAAGCAGAAAAUGCUGCAUGAUGAAAAUACUCUGCCAGCCCCAAGGCCGCUUCCAGGUACGACAAGGCCAUUGCCAUUUGUCAUGGUUUCAGAUGAGGCAGUCAAUGUGACACCCUGCCAGCUGCGCCCAUUCCCAAGAAAAGGACUGGACACUCGAAGGAGGGUCUUUAAUUAUCGCCUAAGCCGGGCACGGAGGUACAUUGAGUGUACCUUUGGGAUAUUAACUAAAAAGUGGAAGAUUGUUAGCUCUUCCAUACAACUGGAUGUUGCCACAGUUGAUGCAGUUGUCAAGGCAUGCUGUAUCCUGCAUAACUAUGUUAUAGACCAUGAUGGUCCUGACAAGGAUGCGGAGGCCACUGUGCCUUCUCUUGCCACUGCAAUCAACUGGCAGACAUCUAAGCCUGAUGAAUCUGAAUUAGAGUUAAAGGAUCUCUUUGCUGAUUAUUUUAUGACGCCGGAAGGAUCCGUGCCCUGGCAAAUGGCUUGUGUUAGUGGGACCACUUAACCAGUAAUGGUGCACCUCAUUUUAGUGUUACUUUUUUGUGUAUUGUGAUGCCUUAACCCAGUGUUUUCUGCUAUGUCGGGCAAGCUGUAUUUCAUUUGCCAGUUUGUGUACAUAUAUUAUGCAACUAUGUGCUUCUCUUGUGUUUAAAGUUUUUUUUUUUUUUUUUACUGAUGACCUAUCCACUGGUAUCUGAUUUGUUGGGGGUCCGACACCCAGGACCCCUGCCGAUCAGCUGUUUGAGAAGGAACAAGCUUCUCUCAGCUCGCCAAGCACAGCACCUUACAUUGUACAGUUUCUUUGGGGCUGAGCUGUGCGUAGUCCAUGUAGUGAACGAACGUGGCCUAGGCAAAGCUGGAGAAGGGUGCGGUUCUACUGUGAGUGCCACUGCCUUCUAAAACAGCUGAUCAGCAGGGGUUCUGGGCGUCGGACCCCCACUGAUCAUAUACUGAUGAUCUAUUUGGAAGGAAAACAAACAAACUCAGAAAACCCCUUUAAAGAGAAAAUAUGCCAAGGAAUCAUGUGAAACGUACCAAUGUAUAGAGAACUUUGCCAUGAGACUAUAAUCAAAUAGAUGAGCUAUUGCUCUCAAACCA